CGCCCGGGGCACGCACGUCACUCCGCGGAUCGAUUCGAGGCACGAACGCGCCGGGGUCGCCGAUCACCAUGGCGAGCUCCUCGGACAUCAUUCUCCGCAGCGGCUCUCUGCUUAAAAAAUACAGCCACUACCUCCCCGAGGAGAAGCAUGGCACCGCGCCCGCGAGCAAGGACGCGGAUUCGUACACGCAGAUGCUGUACGGAAUGAACAACCAGCUCGAAGAUCUCAUGGAGCGCGCGGAGGAGGCGAAGAAGGAGAAAAACCGCGCAGCGAUCGCGACCGCGAACGCGGAGAUUCGACGAGGGAAAAACUACCUUCGCGAGGAGCUCCCGAAGCUUCGGAAGCUCAUGUCGAAGAAGAGCAAGGGGGUGACGGACGAGAUGAGAGCGGAGCGCGAGCAGGAGGUCGCGGACUUUGAGUACAAGAUCGAGUGCGUCCCCGACGGGGUGACGAAGGCGCCGCCGCCGCCGCCGCCGCGGCUCUCGGAGGGCGGCGGCGGCGCCGCGAGGCACGUCACCUUGGACAUGGCGUCCAUGGCGGAAAACCCGACGUUUAACAUGGAGCACACGGAGGAAUCGAGGGCGUUCAACAAGGAGUUUGAGAAGAGUAAAAAGAUACAAGACGAGGGCUUGGACGAGAUCUCGAAAGGGCUUCGCGUGCUGAAAAACUUGGGGGGGGAGAUGGACGAGGAGAUCAAGCGACAGGAGCCGAUCAUGGACACCAUCGACACGAAGAUGGACACCGUGACCGCGGAGAUGAGGACCGCGAACGGCAGGCUCAAGUCGAUCAUCACGUCGAUGCGGAGCACGCGGCACUUUUGCAUCGACGUGACGCUCAUCUUCAUCAUCCUCGGCGUCGCGCUGUACCUCGCCAACUCCUUCGGUUGA
Messenger RNA from Micromonas pusilla CCMP1545, 887 nucleotides. RefSeq lists its product as uncharacterized. Gene Ontology annotation, biological process: vesicle fusion; intracellular protein transport. Lineage: Eukaryota; Viridiplantae; Chlorophyta; Mamiellophyceae; Mamiellales; Mamiellaceae. Gene Ontology annotation, molecular function: SNAP receptor activity; SNARE binding. The record is from RefSeq and is a predicted model, not a curated record. The transcript has 2 exons. Gene Ontology annotation, cellular component: membrane; SNARE complex; endomembrane system. Bases 69 to 887 code for a protein of 272 amino acids.